Molecule: messenger RNA, 4786 nt
Organism: Polyodon spathula (Mississippi paddlefish)
Lineage: Eukaryota; Metazoa; Chordata; Actinopteri; Acipenseriformes; Polyodontidae
Product: spermatogenesis-associated protein 2-like
Exons: 2
Coding region: 220-1803 (527 amino acids)
Biological process (GO): regulation of necroptotic process; regulation of tumor necrosis factor-mediated signaling pathway; protein K63-linked deubiquitination
Cellular component (GO): cytoplasm
Source: RefSeq, a predicted model, not a curated record
AUAUAUCUGUUCUUUUCACUUAUGCUCGUCAAUGGCAACUACCUUGUUACAGAGGUAGCCUCCUGAACUUUGUGACCUUGUCGAUUUGUCCAGAGGUCUGUUGGAGUAUUCAUCGUUACCAGUGGAAUACCCCAUAGAUUCUUGCUGAAUUAAGUUAUUCGUAGGCAUAGAAUCCGGGCGACUAUGAGAGUUGUGCAGUGAGCAUCUCUGGUGCCCCUAAUGGAUUCAAAGCUGCGAGAGGACCUGUUGAAGAAGUAUGUGCAAUCUCUGGAGUGUCGGCUGGAGGUGGUCGGAAGAAGAGGAGGACAGCAGCAAGGGGUGGGUGAGGCCGGUCUUUGCUCGGCCGCCACAGCACUACUUAGUCUCCACCAGGUCGAUCCAGCUCACCGUUUCCAGCUGGUUCGCUUCUAUGAAGUGUCAGAGAAUGCACUGCGCACACUGAGAAGCUCCAGCUUGCAAGGGCUGGAGACAGCCUUUAAUACACUGGAAACGAUCUGCACCAACCUUUUGCUCUACCCUUGGAAAAAAGAGUUCCGCUGCAUUAAGACUUUCACUGGCCCUUAUGUGUACUGCCUGCAGUCAGCUUUGUGUGACUCAGACCUUCGCUCCUUGCUGCGCUCCAUGGGUUACUCGCGAGACCAGGAGCUACAGUUCCAUGCCAGAGAGCCUACUGGUGGGAUAGCUCAGCUACGUCAGCUGGCCUUUGAGCUGUUCCUGGCACAGAUGGAGUGCCGCUUGCUGAAGGAGCUGGUGGCACAAGCGGGUGGGAGCUCUUUAAACAUGGAGGUGGAGGCUGUUGAGAUACGUCGAGUCAGUCGUGAAGAUGCCAGAGGCUGUGCUGACAUCCUGCGUCGCAGAGAGGCUUUGACAGGGGAGGUGUCCCGGCUUGCUGUGCGCCGGCCUGAGUGUGAGCGGGCCUACCUGAAGCAGCGAGCAGAUCGGCCCUACAAAUCGGUGGACGUGACAGAUGGUGCAGGUCACUGGCAGCCCUCCAGCAAGCCGGUUCUGAUGACCACGCUCAGCCUCCGCAAGGAGCCUCUCUUUGUGGAUGCAGAGGAGGACCAGCAGGAUGAGAUCAUUCGACCCACACCCUCUCUGCUGUCUGCGACAGGACCUGCUUACAGCCCUGUGGCCGAUUUCUUUCCUGUCACAUCUGCCCCUACAGAGCCUCCCCCUCUUUCCUCAUACUCUUCCUACCACCUGCCCUCUCUUGAUGAAAUCGACCUGUACACAGACCGAGGUGGCGGCUAUCGUCUGCCUUCGAAACAGCAGAGCAGGGACCCUAGAGACAACUGGGGAGGCAAGAGCCCAGCUGCCCCAUCUGUUAAUGUGAAGUGCCAGGGCUGUGGUGUGGGCAGCACCAGUGUCAUCGCCUGUCAGAAGUGCGAUAUGAUCCUGUGUCCUAUCUGCCAUGCAGAAGAGCACUCCCCAUGCUGUGGGCUCCAGGACUUCCCCAAGGUUUCACGUCCCAGCGAGGGGUACCUGUCUGGUAAAGAGAAGUUGUACAUCUGUUCCAGCACUCCCACCCAGUCUCAACUCCCAGACAAGCCCCAGUCCAACCCCAAGCUUUUCCCCAGUAAGGUGAGCACCGCCAGCAGCGGUAGCAAUGGCUCGCGCUGCGGGUUCUGUAACAAGCCAGGUGCCACCCGCACAUGUCUGCACUGCUCCAAGGUGUCCUGUGACAGUUGCAUGACUCUCUAUGCUAAAGACUUCUGUGGACGUAAGAACACACCCCAUAAUUUUGUGCCGAACAACCAUCUUAACUACAAAUGCAGCUCCAUCUCUCACCUGGUGUAUCGAUAGGACGCAUACUACUCUAGGCACUUGUUAAAGUGGGGUAUUGGAUCUUCAUGUCCUUCAGGGGAUGUCAUUACCAAGGAAGCCAGGCAAAUAAUCUUCAUGCUUGCCCCAUACUGUUACCAGUCUUUCCUGCUUGUUUGGAAAACUGUCAGGAGACAGUCUAAUUAUUGUACUUGCAGGGCUAAUUGAGCUGUAUUCACAACCUUCAGCUAAAGUGUACUUCCAGACUCAUCUCGCAUUUGUAGAUGUAAUGUAAGAAGUAGCCUCCAUUUGAAUUUUAGGUAACCGGGUCUACACAUGAGCUUGCAAUUACACCUUCAGAAUCUCUGUACCAGAGAUACUCUUGAAUUCAACUGGAGAACCCAUUGACACUAAUUUUACCUUUGCAGUAACAAGAACAAAACAUGCAGCUUCUUUUGCAAACAUAAGCUUUACUUAAGUUAUCUACACAGUAACACAGUUUUACAAGCUUACCCUGCUGUUUGACACUUCGCAGAAACCAUGGUAAAUCAUUAAACUGCAUUUCUUGAUCUUUAUUUAUGCCUUGACUGGGCUGAGGCACCUUUCUCAACACAAGCUUCUUGAUGUAUUGUACUGCUGUACUACCAAUUUAAUUUUAGACCUCUGAAUUCCUAUCACGCCCAAUCGGCCUUGAACCGAAGGAAGUAAGCAAUGAACAUAAUGUUUUGUAUGUGAUUGUUUAAUAAAAAAUAUACAGUUACACGGAUGAAGGCACAAGUCAUUUGUCAACUUGACCUUAAAUAUAUAUUUUUUAUUAUCUACUUGAUUUUCUUAAGUUUUAUUGUUAACUUGAUGCAAGCCCAAAUUGGCUUGACUGUUACUGUGACAGAAAUACCUGUGUGUUACAGGAAGUUCAUAAUAUAUAGUAUAAAAUGGAAACUUGUUUAAUAUUUAACACUUACUGUGUUGUUGUUGCCUUUUUUUUUCCAUCACUCCUGUAAUCUUCCCCCAUUUAAGUUUUAAUCAUUAUGUUUUCUGCAGCAGGAAGUGGAAUCCAAAAGCCUCUAUGCAAAACAAACUGGGAGAAAUAUGGAUUAGCUGGGGAUUUCUCUACAGAAUAAGGUGGAGUACUGUGGCUGUUCAUUGGAUGCCAGUAGAACUUCAAGUCAUGGUUCUAUACUGUACAGUACUGCUGAAAAAUAGAAAACAAGCCAGCCUUUUAUUUUUGCUUUGUUUUUGUUUAUUUUUUCCAUCAUAUAUACCAUUUGUCUAGAUUGGUGAAUGCACAAAUAAGAGUGUUAGGGUCAUGCAAAAGACAGGUAGUUCUGAGUAGCUCAGGUGGUACAACAGAACUCUAGGGUGUGUGGGGGGGCAUGCAUCGAGUUUGAGUCAAAGCAUGGGCACAAGCAUCAGAGAUUCCCCUAGCUAGGAGCACGUACCAGUUCAAAAUCCUGGGAAGUCCAGUGGAGAUGAACAGGACACUGGUCACACCCAGGUAUUUGAAUAGUACAUUUUUAUAAGGAGCCUUGGUGUGCUGCCAUGGCUUUACCCAUCUAGGUUACAAAUAUAUAAUUGUAGUGCCGUUUGCUUAAAAUGUUUUCUAGCAUCACUAUUUGAAACCAUAACAUAUGUGCAGUACUUUGAAAAACUUCCACCAUAUGAGCUAAUCCAUAUAAUUCCCAGUUACUACCAAAACCUGUAUCCAUUUAAUAACUUUUUGCAUUCAGGCUUCAAUGCCAGCUCCCAACAAGGGCACCUUUUGAUCUGUCCAUGCAGUCUUUCUUCUUACCUGUGCCGUUUUGUGGAAACAAAAUAAAAUCUAAAAAAUACACAUUUGAGAAAACCCACAAAGUAUUACAAUCAAACAAAUCUUUCUUUUCAGCAGUUCAACUCCGGUAUCGCAAAUUAAGGCAUGAUGGGAAAAAUUGGUUUAUCGUUGCUCCAGUGUACCAUGAGAAGCAAUUGCAAGGACUUGCCACCAAUAAAUCUUGUUGGAUGGUAUCUCCUAGGCAUGCAAUGUUCAUGGGAUGUGUUGUUUGCAACAUGUUACCCACUUGUGGCACUGCCCUGUCAAAUACUUUUGAUACUACUAGUUGUUGAAGUUCCCAACCCAAGCUGUAUUUUGUAAAUUCCUUGGCUGGAGUUUAAUCCAAUUAGGAUACAAAAAUAUGAUUAAGAACAACACUGAAACUCAUUACAAGAAAUUGACUUGGAGUUUUCAAGUUUGUAGAAUUGUAGUCGUUGACCCUUUUAAUGUCUGGGAUUGUUUCUGGGCCUCAUCUGAGUUUCAAAAGUAGACUUUGGGAGGCCUACUGUACAUAUAAAUUUAAUUAUUUUAUAUUCACAAUUUUACCCUCUUACAUUGGUUUACUCACCUUGCAAUAAGAGAAUAAAGAGGGAGUUGAUUACAGUACCUUAUUGUUACCCACUGCCUCUGGCUGGUAUUAGAACUGAUCUGUGUUUGUAAAAUAAUGAAAUCCGUGGGUUGUAAUCUGAUGGACACUUGAUUGUUUGAGCCUGUUUCUGUAUUUAAAAAAGAAAGAAAGUCUUCUGAAGAUCCAGUUAAUUGAACCCAUCCCUGCAAAAAAAAUGUCUGAUUUAUUUGUUUCCGGUUUAUUUAGUAGGUGAGAGUGUAUUGACAAACCAAAUCAGUUUUGGGGCUGACCCCGUGAGGGGUGUUACACUUAAACCUGUGGAAGUUUAAAUUGAUUUUUUGAUUGGAAGUACUUUAUUUGUGGUAUUUAGUGUUGGUGUUGUACGCAUUAAAAACUCGUAGUUUCUUGUAGUGACCCCCCUCAUCAUUGCUCACACUCCUGCACCCGUACAUGUCUAGCAAAGCAAUUAAUGCUCUCUGUACAUAAGAUACAAAGACUGAUAAAGCUGGGUUUAUUUUGGGGAAAAUAGCCAAGUAAUUUGUUGGUGAAUCACCAUUUUUAUAAUACAAUGCCAAGAAUAAAACACUACAAAAACAUUUGUCUUGCUUGUCUUUUAAUCUACAUUAUUCAGCCCAGUGUAAAAUAAACCU